AAUUCGAUCAGUGAUUUAAAGAAUAGGAGGGCGUGUUUGGGAGCGUAUAAUUCAGAUUCCGGAUGGAAUAUUCCGGUCGGUCUACUGCUGGCGACCGACACUUUGGUUCCCGAUUGUCGCGGAGAAAUUCAGUCAGUGUCUCAGUUCUUUGGUGCGAGUUGUGCUGCCGGCCAGUGGUCUAACGAUUCCUAUUUGGAUCAUGAAUUAAGUACUCAUUAA
This is a messenger RNA of Medioppia subpectinata, 219 nucleotides long. The record is from the annotation of a GenBank genome assembly. Lineage: Eukaryota; Metazoa; Arthropoda; Arachnida; Sarcoptiformes; Oppiidae.